CGUGAGACAAAGUGUGGUGUCCGCCGGAGCCCGUAGGAAGCGAAAAAGAGAGAGAGAGACCGGAGAAAGGAGAGAAUGGAGCGGCUGAAUCCACAACAACAGGAGGAAUAAUAACCCACGAAAAGAAAGAGCAAUAAACAAGGCUGAAGACUGGGGGAGAAGAGGGAGAGAACUCGCAGGGAAAACUUUUCCGGGGUGUAAAACUGUUCCGGGGACUGAAAACGCAGCCACGUUUUUAAAACAUGGAUACACUUUGCGCUGUUUUCCCGGGACUCCUGCUUCUCCUUUCGGGCGUUGGUACCGUCUCCGGCCAGAUACCGACAGCUCACAUGGGGCGCGCCGAGAAGGGGAGCUGCACGUUCGACGAGGGCUUCACUCCGUGCGACUACCAGCAAGAUCCCUACGACGACUUUGACUGGACGCACACCAACACCCAGGAGGCGCCGUACGUCUCCCCGGAACUGCCCCAAGGUUCCUUCAUGUUCGUGGACGUCUCGCAGAACGACGUCGGGGACAAGGCCCGCUUUCAGCUGCCCGUCAUGAAGGAGAACGACACCCACUGCAUCGACUUCAACUACCUGCUCACCAGCCCCGGCGGCUCCAGCCCCGGCACCCUCAACGUCCUGGUGAAGGUGAACAAGGGUCCCUUGGCCAACCCGAUAUGGAACGUGACGUCCUACACCGGUAAAGACUGGCUGAGAGCCGAACUCGCCGUCUCCACCUUUUGGCCAAAUGAAUAUCAGGUCAUAUUUGAAGCAGAGGUUUCGGACAGCAAAGCCGGCUUCAUCGCCAUCGACGACAUUCAGGUGCUGAGCUACCCGUGCGAUAAAUCCCCUCACUUCCUGCGUCUCGGGGACGUGGAGGUGAACGCCGGACAGAACGCCACCUUUCAGUGCAUAGCGACGGGACGGGACACAUCGAGCAAUAAACUCUGGCUACAGAGGAGAAACGGAGAAGAUAUUCCCGUGGCUCUGACGAAGAACAUCAACCACCGACGGUUCGCCGCCUCCUUCCACCUCAAAGAAGUCACCAAUCAGGAUCAAGACCUGUACCGCUGCGUCACUCAGUCAGAGCGCGGCUCCGGCGUGUCCAACUUUGCGGGUCUCAUCGUUCGAGAGCCUCCGCACCCCAUCGCCCCGCCCCAGCUGCUGGGUGUCGGCCCCACAUAUCUGCUGAUUCAGCUGAAUGCUAACUCCAUAUUCGGAGAUGGUCCCAUUAUACUGAAAGAGGUUGAGUACCGUAUGACGUCGGGCAGCUGGACGGAGACUCACGCCGUGACCUCCCCCAACUACAAGUUAUGGCAUCUCGACCCGGACACCGAGUACGAGAUCCGAGUCUUACUAACCCGACCAGGGGAGGGGGGGACGGGCAAAGCCGGACCCCCGCUCAUCACCCGCACCAAAUGCGCAGAACCCAUGCGGACUCCUAAGCGUCUGAAGAUCGCGGAGACCAGGUCCCGUCUGAUAGCGGUGGACUGGGAGUCGCUGGGUUACAACAUCACGCGCUGUCACACCUUCAACGUCACCAUCUGCUACCACUACAUGACUGCCAACAACCGCAGCAAGGCCGGCUGCUUGGACAUGGACCCCAAAGCGCCGCGCCACCUGGUGGGAAACCUGCCCCCCUACACCAACGUCAGCCUGAAGAUGAUUCUGACCAAUCCGGAGGGAAGGAAAGAGAGCGACGAGACCGUCAUACAGACCGACGAAGAUGUUCCAGGCUCAGUUCCCAGUCAGUCACUAAGAGCCACUCCAUUUGAAGACCGAAUUCUUCUUUACUGGAAGGAGCCAGCUGAGCCCAACGGAGUCCUCAUGCAAUACGAGAUCAGCUACAGCGGCGUGCGCUCCUUUGACCCUUCGGUGCCUCUCCAGCGGCCGGGGUCCACCACGCUGGCCUCCAACGCCACACACCACCUCUUUUCCCAGCUCCACCCGGGCGUCACGUACCAGCUCUCCAUACGCGCGUCCACCUCCAAAGGGUUUGGCACCGCGGCCACACUCAACGUGACGACUAAUAUUUCAGCACCGACAAUAGAUGAGUACGACGGGACGGAGGCCUUUCUGAAUGAAACGGCCACAACCAUCACUAUCCUGCUCAAACCUGCCCAGGCCAAGGGAGCUCCUAUAAGUGCCUACCAGAUUGUGGUCGAGGAAGUGAAUCCUCGGCGGACGCGUCGUCAGGCUUCCACCGACUGUUUUGAGGUCCCAGUUUCCUACCACAGUGCGUCUAGCGGUGGAUCUCCGUAUUAUUAUGCCGCCCAGCUGUCCCCCAGCAACCUGCCCGAGCCGCUCCCCUUCACGGUUGGAGACAACAAGACGUAUCAGGGUUUCUGGAAUCCUCCUCUGGCCCCGAGAAAGAACUACAACAUCUACCUUCAGGCUGUCAGCAGCACGGAGAGGGAAACUAAGACGCAGUGUCUGAGGCUUGCUACUAAAGGGGCCACGGAGGAGCCAGAAGUCAUUCCUGACCCCGCGAAACAGACGGAUCGGGUGGUGAAGAUCGCCGGGAUCAGCGCUGGCGUCCUGGUCUUUAUUCUGCUGGUGCUGGUGGCCAUCCUGUUGGUCAAGAAGAGGAGGACCUACUAUUCAUACUCUUAUUACCUGAAACUGGCUAAAAAACGUAAAGACGCCAUCGGAACGACGCGGCAGGAAAUGACUCACAUGGUGAACGCCAUGGAUCGCAGCUACGCCGACCAGAGCACUCUGCAUGGAGAAGAUCCCAUGGCGGUGACCUUCAUGGACUCUCACAACUACAACAACCGAUCGCCCAACGAUCCUCUGGUUCCAACGGCUGUGCUAGUUCCAAUCACAGACGAGAACCACAGCGCCUCCGCGGCGGAGAACAGCCGGCUCCUGGACGUCCCGCGGUAUCACUGCGAGGGAACCGAAUCCCCCUACCAGACGGGGCAGCUGCACCCCGCCAUCAGAGUGGCCGACCUGCUGCAGCACAUCAACCUCAUGAAAACCUCCGACAGCUACGGCUUUAAGGAGGAGUAUGAAUUGGUGAUACAGAGCUUCUUCGAGGGCCAGUCGGCCUCCUGGGACGUGGCCAAGAAGGAGCAGAACCGCACCAAGAACCGCUAUGGCAACAUUAUAGCAUAUGACCACUCAAGGGUUAUUCUACAGCCCAUAGAAGACGACCCCUCCUCCGACUACAUCAACGCCAACUACAUCGAUGUAAGUGGAAACGCAUCGAAUGCUACUAUUGGCUCCCAACGAAACCAACGAAACCAAACUCCCUCGCUCAUUUGGCUGUACAGGGAUGGCUACCAGAGACCAAGUCACUACAUCGCCACUCAGGGUCCCGUUCAUGAGACCGUGUAUGACUUCUGGAGGAUGGUGUGGCAGGAACAGUCAGCCUGCAUCGUCAUGGUGACCAAUCUGGUGGAGGUUGGAAGGGUUAAGUGCUAUAAGUAUUGGCCAGAUGAUGCAGAGGUGUACGGAGACUUCAAAGUGACAUUUGUGGAGGUUGAACCUCUUGCUGAAUAUGUGGUGCGCACAUUUACGCUGGAGAGGCGUGGUUUCAACGAGGUGCGGGAAGUCAAACAGUUCCACUUCACAGGCUGGCCCGACCACGGAGUCCCAUAUCACGCCACUGGACUACUUUCCUUCAUCCGCAGGGUUAAAAUUUCAAAUCCGCCCUCUGCUGGUCCGAUUGUGGUCCACUGCAGUGCUGGAGCCGGGCGGACCGGCUGCUUCAUAGUGAUUGACAUCAUGUUGGACAUGGCGGAGAGAGAAGGUGUGGUCGACAUCUACAACUGUGUGAAGGCUCUCCGCUCCAGGAGGAUCAACAUGGUACAGACUGAGGAGCAGUAUAUAUUCAUCCACGACGCCAUUCUAGAGGCUUGUCUGUGCGGGGAAACGGCCAUCCCCGUCUGCGAGUUCAAGGCUGCUUUCUAUGAGCUCAUCCGCAUCGACUCGCAGACCAACUCGUCACAUCUGAAGGACGAGUUCCAGACGUUAAACUCGGUGACUCCUCAGCCUCAGCCUGAAGACUGCAGCAUCGCACUGUUGCCUAGAAACCAAGAUAAGAACCGCUUUAUGGAUGGCCUUCCUCCUGAUAGAUGCCUUCCCUUCCUUAUUACUAUAGAUGGAGAAAGCAGCAACUACAUUAAUGCUGCUCUGAUGGAUCUCUCAGAGGAGUUCCAGAGCUACAGACAGCCUGCUGCAUUCAUCGUUACCCAGCAUCCUUUGCCCAACACCGUCAAAGACUUCUGGCGUCUGGUUUACGACUACGGGUGUACCAGUCUGGUGAUGCUGAAUGAGAUCGACCUGGCUCAGGGUUGCCCUCAGUACUGGCCGGAGGAGGGCAUGUUGCGCUAUGGUCCGGUCCAGGUGGAGUGCAUGUCCUGCUCGAUGGACUGCGAUGUGAUCAGCAGACUCUUCAGAGUCUGCAACCUCACCAGGCCACAGGAAGGCUACCUGAUGGUCCGUCAGUUCCAGUACCUGGGGUGGGCGGGGCACAGGGAGGUCCCCGCCUCCAAACGCUCCUUCCUCAAACUGAUCUUGCAGGUGGACCAAUGGCAGCGUGAGGGAGAGGAGGGAGAGGGAAGAACCAUCGUGCAUUGCCUGAACGGAGGUGGGCGCAGUGGAGUCUUCUGUGCCAGCAGCAUCGUGUGUGAGAUGACCAAGAGGCAGAGUGUGGUCGACGUCUUCCACGCCGUAAAGACCUUGAGGAACAGCAAGCCCAACAUGGUGGACACUCCGGAACAGUACCGAUUCUGCUACGACCUGUCACUGGAGUUCAUCGAAUCCUCCUAAACAAAGAAGAAGAGCAGAGGAUCUUUUCACUUCUCACGUUGCUUUCACUCGCUCCGGACUCCCCUCUGCGCGGCCAAUCGGUAGCACCCGUUUUGCGUCCCUUCAAGUGGAAAUCUGGCUCCUUGUACAGUGUUGUAAAGAAUCCGAACAAAGGGAAACAUUCAGACUUUUAACAGAAGGAGUGCAGCAGAGAGGGAGGUCUGACUCCCUCUUCUCCUUUUACUCCUUUUAUGCUUGUUGUACAGCUUUUUGAGCGCCAGCGGGCCGCUGUAUGUUCUGGGCCCCAUCUAAAUGUUUAGCCUCGUGCCGCGUGCUGCCUCAGCUGCAGUACCCCAUGUGCGCUGUGGGUGUCUCCCUCUCCCGUAGGCCAACUGCAUCCACGGCUUUUGAAAUGACUGCGUAAGUUUUAAGCGGCGCCCGCAUUCCGGCUCUCACGCUCAUCGUUUGUGAGUAACUAGUUGGGCUUCUCAUCGUGGCGGUGUUUGAAUAUUUGCAGCAAGUGCUUUUGUAUAAGAACAAGUUGAUGUUACAGCCGGGCCAAACUCUGUGAAGGCUUCUUUUUCUACUCCACACAUCAGCAGCAUCUUCAUGUUAUUUUCCUGGUUCACAACAUUAUGUGUGUAAGUAUAUAAUCGCCACUUUGAACCAGUAGAAUGUCAGAUGACACGACACAGGACCACGUAAUAAGUAAAGGUCUUAGAAACAAGACGGGCAAUGGAACUACAACAUGAAGUUUAUACGAAGCAUAACGCUUUCUUUUUAUUUGUUACGAUAUUAUGAAGUGGCAACUUAAAAAAAAAAAAUUGUGUGGGAUUUUCACUAAAAUGUAUACGUGUGAUUAUGUAUCGUUUGUUUGUUUCCUGCGGUCACCGCAGAGUUGAUUUGCAUCAUUUCUUGAUCGACUGGGAAAAAAAAGUUUUUAUGUCUUUUAAGAUUUUUGUUCAACCAUGUGACGUCAGCAUAAUGAUGUUUGUUGCAGGGCUGGGCCCGAAGCACUUUCAGUUCCACCAAUUCAAAAAUGGGAUGUGUCAUUUCAAAACACUUAGAAGGAAAUGCUUUGAGGUAUAAAGAGAUCAGCUUCUUUAUUUUUUAGAAAAGAUUAAAUAAUAUGAAUACGUUCCUUUCCAUUUUUGGUUUGAGCGGAAUUGAAAGUGAGCAGACCCCAGUUUGUUUUGUGCACUGGUGGCCAACACUUUUUAUUUUAUUUUUUAUAGCUGAUGUUUAUUCAUAAGCCAAAGACUUUGUGUAAAUAUGUCUAUAUGGAUAAAGCACAUUGUUUGUAUUUAUUGUUUGUUUACUUGCAUUGCUUGUAGGAAAAGUCAAUCUUCGUUCCAUGUUUACUCGACCACCAGCGCUUCCUAAACUUUGAGUCGGGACGCAAAAUGGGCUGCAAGUCUGUUUCCUCUGGAGUAUCGAGAGUAUUAGCGCGAUGAAACAAGCCCACAAAGGGUCCCGAGGUAAAAGGCUACGUCGGCUCACUUUGGGUUCAUGAGGAAAAGUUUAAGAACCCCUGAUUGAAGCUGUAUAUUAAAGCAUUAGAAGUCGUUUUUCAGUAUCUAGGUGGAAUUCAGCAGUAUUGUCUUGUUUUCACUUGGUGAAACUAUCUGUGACGUUACCGUGUUUUGUUUUCUUUAGUGUGCAAAAGGCCAUCGCUCCGUUAGCGGUCUGUAGAACAUCAGUGCAUUUUGAGUAUGUAGGAUAAAGUCUCCUAUCCCUCUUAAUGUCGUAGUCGGGAUGAGCUGUCUAUCCUCAUCGCCGCAUCCUGCACACCAUCGUCCCUGAAUACACACAGACUGUGUGAUGCAAACAGGCUUAGUGAGUGAAACACGCGGGAAUGUGAAACAACAACAACAACAACAAAAAAACAUUUAUUGUGCCUGAUCAUUUGAAUUUUACUUGUUGACACAAGCAUUUUAACAGUAUCUUAGAUCGCAAACCAGGGCUUUGUUGAGUGCGUUCUCGUGGACGAUCAAUGUUUGGACCGUUUCUCAGAAGGCUUCGGGACUUCUUAGUGAGGCUUUGCGGUCGUACCAAAUAUCACAUGUGUUUCUGUUGUGCUCAAGCAGAUUAAGAAAAAAAACAACAACAACAUUUUAUUGUAAAUACAAUGUCAGAGGUUCCACUGGGUUGGAACGAGAGUAACCUGAUCUACUGUUACGUAUGUUAUUGUAAAUAGGCCAUCAUGAGAACUAAAAGGCUCUAAUGGGUGAACGGUAGAGAUCCAGAUGACGGAUUCAAUGUCAGAACUUUAGUUCUGUCGUAGAUUAAAGAAGUCAAGAGAUUGUACUCCUGUUGGGCGCAACUUCAACAAUUUGACAGAUAUUGUUUGUUUUUUUAAAAGGUGUCUGAUUACGAAACACUUACUUUGGUGAAACAUCCACUUUCGGUUUCUUUUGGCAGAUUUGUGUUUGAAAAACAAAUCACCAUGUCAGUGCAGUUGAGCAGCCAGGCCUCUAUAGCAUGCAGAGAGAAAAGAACGACCACGCACGUACGGGAAGAACUAAGGUGCAAAUCCUUGUAAGAUGCCAAUAAUCCGCCCUUAAUACAUCUAAAGUAAUGGCCCUGAAGUGGUGAAUGGAGCAGGUAGAGAAUUGAUAUUCAUAGUUCAUCAUUAUUCUUGUCUGUAAUGUUUUGGGUUCUUUGCUGUAAUAAAGACCAAUUGUUUAAUUUCAA
Messenger RNA from Gasterosteus aculeatus aculeatus (three-spined stickleback), 7433 nucleotides. NCBI's taxonomy places the organism in Eukaryota, Metazoa, Chordata, Actinopteri, Perciformes, Gasterosteidae. The record is from RefSeq and is a predicted model, not a curated record.